AUGUCUGAGAAAAAAAUGACAUCCAGCCGCAGGCAUCACCUGAAGAGCCUGAUGCUCCAGAUCGCUCAGGGUCUGCUUGAGGCUGAAGCGGCUGAAGCUGCCCAAGAGAAGGAGAGAUACAUGGAGGAGAACUGCCCCGAUCUCUCUCUCCCAGGGACCAUGCAGGAGCUCCAGGACUUGUGCAAAAAGCUUCACCAGCAGAUUGAUUCUGUUGACGAGCAGAGAUACGACAUGGAGAGCAAAGUGGUCAAAUCCAACAAAGAGAUCGAGGAUCUUAAAAUGAAAGUGCAGGAUCUGAAGGGCAAGUUUAAGAAGCCAGCUCUGAAGAAGGUGCGCAUGUCUGCUGAUGCUAUGCUGCAGGCUCUCCUGGGCUCCAAACACAAAGUGUCCAUGGAUCUGAGGGCCAACCUCAAACAAGUGAAGAAGGAGGUGAAAGAGGAGGAGAAAGAAGCCGUGGGCGACUGGCGUAAGAACAUCGAGGACAAGGCCGGCAUGGACGGCAGGAAGAAGAUGUUUGAGGCCGACGCCUAA
Messenger RNA from Chanos chanos (milkfish), 531 nucleotides. Its product is annotated as troponin I, fast skeletal muscle-like. The record is from RefSeq and is a predicted model, not a curated record. The coding region runs from base 1 to 531 and encodes 176 amino acids. Lineage: Eukaryota; Metazoa; Chordata; Actinopteri; Gonorynchiformes; Chanidae. Gene Ontology annotation, biological process: skeletal muscle contraction; cardiac muscle contraction. Gene Ontology annotation, cellular component: troponin complex. The transcript has 6 exons.